CAGCAUAUCCCCCUUAAUCCUUGGGGAGGGAGCUGUUGUGCACACCCCAGCAUCCCAGGGCUCCCUGAAUCGCCAUGGAUGAGGAAGCUGAGGAGGAGCCUGGGUUGGACAGGCCUGUAGCCUCCAGAGACUUCAGCUUUUACCACAUGGACCUGUAUGACUCUGAGGACCGACAACACAUCCUCCCUGAAGAAAACACAAGCAUUAGGAGAGAAGUAGGCCAAGCUGAAGUCGGCAGUGAGCCGGGAGGGGCAGGGGAAGCAAAGGUACGAGGAGACCUUCAGGGGCGAGUGGGUGAGCUUGUCCAGUUAUAUGGCCUCGAAGAUGACCAUGAACUAGGGGACGAGGUAGUCGAUGAAGACAGAAUGGGGGUUCCUGGGUAUCCCCCCUAUGGGGUGCAGAGAGACCUCGGGCUUAGUGGAGAGGCCGAGGAGCCGGGCUAUGGAGGCUGGGGCUCCGCAGGCCAGUGCCGGGACGCACGGGAAGCCUACCGGUACACGCACGGCCGGGCCAGCGAGGAGUACGAGUGCUACGUCAUCCCGGAGGAGGAGGAUGAGGAGGAAGCCGCGGACGUCUUCUGUGUCACCUGCAAGACUCCGCUCAGGGCUGCCGAGAGGGACUCGCCAGCACACAGGGACCACCACGUGACCCCGCUGGACAAGGCGCUGGAGAGUGCCAGGGAUGAGAUCCACAGGAACAUGUACCGCCUGGAACAGCAGAUCAUCGACAUGGAGAACUUCGCAAGCCACCUGGAGGAGGUUUUCGUCACGGUGGAGGAGAACUUCGGAAGACAGGAACAAAACUUUGAGUCCCAUUACAACGAGAUCUUGGAAACGCUUGCUCAAAACUAUGAGGAAAACAUACAGGCUCUCGGGGAGAGAAAGAAAGAGAAGCUGGAGGCCCUGUACGGACAGCUGGUCAGCUGCGGAGAGAGCCUGGAGGCCUGCAAAGAGCUGAUGGAGGCGAUGGAGGAGGUGUGCCACCGGGACAAGGCUGCCUUCUUAAAGGACGCGGUGGCCAUGGCCGACAGACUGGGGAACUUCCUGAAAACACAGACCCAUGUGGAGAUCUCUGCACAACCGGACUUUGAAGACCAGACCUUGGACUUCACUGAGGUGGAGCAGCUGAUGGGGUCAAUGAAUGCCAUUCCAGCUCCCUCCGCUCCGGUGAUAAAUCGGCAGGCCCCCAACUCGGCCACCAGCUCCUCUGUCCGGGUGUGCUGGAGCUUGCACUCCGACGACACGGUGGAGCGCUACCAGCUGUGCUACCGGCCUGCGCAGGACAGCUCUCCCCACAAGGACCACGCGGGGAAAGAAUUUACAGUGACAGUCAAAGAAACAUACUGCUCGGUGCGAAACCUUGAGCCCAAUACGCAGUAUGAAUUCUGGGUCAUAGCAGAGAACAGGGCAGGACCCAGCCCAAGCAGUGAAGUCGCCACAUACGUGACAGCGCCCUCUCCGCCGGUGAUAAGGUGCGAGGAGAUCAGGAGCUGUGAGGGGGCCGCUCUCAUCAGCUGGGAGUCCGGGAGCCUGCGCCCGGUGGACUCCUACACUGUGGAGCUGACGCUGGCAGCGACUCCGCAGGCCUCGGGCGUGACCGAGUCGGUUGUGGGCAUCCCAACCUGUGAGUCCCUGAUACAGCUGCUGCCUGGGCAGCGCUACACAGUCUACGUGCGGGCCCUGAACGUGGGAGGCUCCAGCGCCAAGAGCCAGCCUGCCACUGUCCACACAACAGGAAGCGUCUUCCACCUGAACAAGGACACCUGCCACCCCGCGCUGACCAUUUCUGAGGACGGGUUGACGGUGCUUCGAAGCGAAAGGAAAACCCCAGCCCGGGAGCCACUGCCCAGCCAGAUCCGCUUCAGCAGGUGUGCUGCUGUCAUGGGAAAUCUAAUCCCCUUCCGAGGCCGCCAUUACUGGGAGGUGGAGGUGGAUGAACACUCUGACUACACCGUGGGCGUGGCCUCUGAGGACAUCCCGAGACAGGAGGACCUCGGGGCAAGCCCGCAGGCCUGGUGCCUGAGGCACACAUUCUCCUCAUCCAGGCACAAAUAUGAAUUUCUGCACAACGGGAAAACACCAGACAUAAGAAUAACAGUAGCACCGAAGCAGAUUGGUGUCCUGUUAGAUUACGAGAAGUCGAAGCUGUCCUUCUUCAACGCGGACAGCGCUCAGCACCUGUACACCUACAGCUGUCAGCUUCACCGGCCUUGCUGGCACCCUCUUCUCUGUUCCUGCCCUCUGCCAGCCACGGUUGCCUUGGAUUCGAGCACUGGGUGCCUCAUGUAAUUUGUGUCUUGUUAGUAUCUGGCAGACUGGCAUGCAGGGUCCUUUCACCUGACCCAGAUGCUGGGUCCAUGCGCCCUUACCUACUUGGCACUAGGGUGGCCAUGAAAGAGGAGGGGUGGACUCAAUGAACCCGAAGGGCUGCCACGUGCUCAGCACACCCAUCUGAGCACACGCAAGCACUCAGCACACCCAUCUGAGCACACGCGAGCACUCGGCACACCCAUCUGAGCACGCCUGAGCAUUCAGCACACCCAUCUGUGUACCUGCGAGCAUUUUGAGUCUGAGGCCUCAGGGGCUUGGGGGAGGAAGGUCUUGAUGGCUCCAGAAGCUCCUGUGCACCUGGGACAUUUCAACCGCCCCUGGGGACGCCCUUGAGGACAAAGCUGUCAGGAGAUGGGGAGCCCUGAGUCCUCAGCGCCCCUGGAAGCCUGGUCCCCCCUUCCAGGCUCUGGGCCCCUCCCCAUGGCACUGCUCCCAACAUGCUGACCUAACGCCCCUAGGAUGCCUCUCCCGUAAAGGCUGUCCACACUGCCCUGGAGCUCACAUGUAACAGGUACACCAAAUAAAACACGCUGAGUAAA
Molecule: messenger RNA, 2869 nt
Organism: Dipodomys spectabilis (banner-tailed kangaroo rat)
Lineage: Eukaryota; Metazoa; Chordata; Mammalia; Rodentia; Heteromyidae
Gene: Fsd2
Product: fibronectin type III and SPRY domain containing 2
Exons: 13
Coding region: 75-2288 (737 amino acids)
Molecular function (GO): protein binding
Source: RefSeq, a predicted model, not a curated record